ACACACAAACACUAAUCCAAACCAAAGAGAAAAAAAAAACCUCAACAUUUGUCCAAAGCCAACAAAAAAAUGGGCACCGCUGAUCAAGUAGACCCUUACUACAACGGCGCCACCGCGGGCCACCGCGUCGAGAUCCCGCCUCCACAGCCAUUCUCGACGUCGCUUAAGAACACCCUCAAGGAGACAUUCUUCCCGGACGACCCCCUCCGCCAGUUCAAGAACCAGCCCCCGAGGAGGAAACUCCUCCUCGGGCUGCAGUACGUCUUCCCGAUCAUCGAGUGGGGCUGCCAUUACACUCUCAGCUUCUUUAAAGCCGACCUCAUCGCCGGAAUCACCAUCGCCAGCCUCGCCAUUCCUCAAGGAAUCAGCUAUGCCAAGCUUGGCAAUUUGCCUCCAAUUCUUGGCCUUUAUUCAAGCUUUGUUCCUCCAUUGAUCUACGCGGUAAUGGGGAGCUCGCGGGACUUGGCCGUCGGGACGGUGGCCGUCGCGUCGCUCCUGAUUGCCGCCAUGCUCGGGGAAGUCAUCGACCCGCAGAAAGACCCGCAGCUCUAUCUCCAUCUCGCCUUCACGGCGACUUUCUUCGCUGGCCUCUUCGAGGCGACUAUGGGCAUUUUCAGGCUAGGGUUCAUAGUGGAUUUUCUAUCACAUGCAACAAUAGUAGGAUUCAUGGCUGGAGCAGCAACGGUUGUGAUUUUGCAACAAUUGAAAAGUAUUUUAGGGCUUGAACAUUUUACUCACAAGACUGAUGUCAUCGAUGUAUUGCAUUCUAUUUUCACUCAAACUCACGAGUGGAGAUGGGAGAGUGCUCUAUUGGGAUUUGUUUUCCUAUUCUAUCUCCUAAUUUCGAAAUACUUUAGCAAGAAGAGGGCAAAUCUAUUCUGGAUAUCGGCAAUGGCUCCAUUAACAUCAGUGAUAUUGGGAAGCAUUCUUGUGUACGUGACCCAUGCCGAAAAGCACGGGGUCCAAGUGAUAGGACAUUUGAAGAAGGGGAUAAAUCCACCUUCAUUUAUGGAUCUCAACUUUGAUUCAAGAUAUCUACCCACAGCAAUCAAGACUGGCAUCAUCACGGGCAUCAUUUCGAUGGCGGAGGGGAUGGCAGUGGGGAGAAGCUUUGCCAUGUUCAAGAAUUAUCACAUUGAUGGAAACAAAGAAAUGAUUGCUUUUGGAAUGAUGAACAUUGUUGGUUCUUGCACCUCUUGCUAUCUUACCACAGGGCCAUUUUCGCGGUCGGCGGUGAACUUCAACGCGGGUUGCAAGACGGCGGUGUCGAACAUAGUGAUGGCGGUGGCGGUGAUGGCGGUGUUGUUGUUCCUGACGCCGUUGUUCCACUACACGCCACUAGUGGUGCUAGCGGCUAUCAUUGUGGCAGCGAUGCUUGGCCUCAUCGACUACGAGGCGGCAACGCAUUUGUGGCACGUCGACAAAUUUGACUUCCUCGUGUGCAUGGCCGCAUACGUCGGCGUCGUCUUCGGCAGCAUUCAGAUCGGACUCAUGCUUGCGAUUGGACUUUCCAUAAUGAGGGUUUUGCUUUUUGUGGCAAGACCAAGAACAUUAGUUCUUGGGAAUCUUCCUGAUUCAAAGGAGUAUAGAAACAUAGAUCAUUAUCAAAAAGCUCAAAGUAUCCCCGGAGUUCUAAUUCUUGAAAUCGACGCUCCCAUUUACUUUGCCAAUUCCAACUACUUGAGAGAGAGGAUUACAAGAUGGAUCGACGAGGAAGAAGAGAGGAUCAAAGCCUCCGGAGAGACUGGAUUGCAGUAUAUUGUGCUCGACAUGAGUGCGGUGGGAAACAUUGAUACAAGUGGGAUUAGCAUGAUGGAUGAGAUUAAGAAGAUGAUUGAUAGAAGAGGGCUCAAGUUGGUGGUGGUGAAUCCGGUGGCGGAGGUGAUGAAGAAGCUCGAUAAAUCGAAGUUUUUGGAAACAUUGGGACAAGAAUGGAUCUUCUUGACGAUCGGAGAAGCUGUGGGAGCCUGUAAUUACAUGCUUCACACGUGCAAGCCACAAGAUUCUGAGAAGUAUAGCAAUAAUGUUUGAGACAAUGUAUGUAUCACUAAGAGGUUGUAUGUGAGAAGGCAAAUUCUUCCCCUACUUGUAUCAUGUGUGUACUCGAUUUCUUCCUAAAUUAAUUAACAAGAAAAUGGGUUGAUUUCCCAUUGUUUC
Molecule: messenger RNA, 2157 nt
Organism: Salvia hispanica
Lineage: Eukaryota; Viridiplantae; Streptophyta; Magnoliopsida; Lamiales; Lamiaceae
Product: sulfate transporter 3.1-like
Biological process (GO): sulfate transmembrane transport
Cellular component (GO): membrane
Molecular function (GO): secondary active sulfate transmembrane transporter activity
Source: RefSeq, a predicted model, not a curated record